Messenger RNA from Agrilus planipennis (emerald ash borer), 3002 nucleotides. RefSeq names its product proton channel OtopLc-like. The record is from RefSeq and is a predicted model, not a curated record. Gene Ontology annotation, biological process: proton transmembrane transport. NCBI's taxonomy places the organism in Eukaryota, Metazoa, Arthropoda, Insecta, Coleoptera, Buprestidae. The coding region runs from base 576 to 2873 and encodes 765 amino acids. Gene Ontology annotation, molecular function: proton channel activity. The transcript has 7 exons. Gene Ontology annotation, cellular component: membrane.
AAUCAGUUUUACAACCAGCCGCUGCUGACUGCUAUGUUAAGAGCGUUUGGAGUAGCAACAAUGCGUCCUGCUAUCGUCAUUAGUUUUAGCAAUAGCAGCAGCGGCAGCAACAGCAAUAGUAGUAGUAGUAAUAGUAACAGUAAUAGUAAUACAAGCUGCUGUACCAUUCGUAGUAGUAACAGUAGAAGUAGUAGUAGUAACGGUGGUGCUUUGUUUGAAGGACUACGACGCGAGUGUUUCAAACAAGUCAUCAGUUCGGGACUUUACAACGAAUCUUUAUAAACAAAGCACAAUGAUUUAUCAUUUUAUGAAAGUUUUACGUUUUUAAAUUAUCCUGAACAGCAGCAGUGAUAUCCUAACUUCAUCAAACUGAACGAUGUAUCUACUUGAUAAAAAAGUUUGUGAAAGAUAAUAAGUAUACUGUAUAUGUCACUGGUUAUAGCACGUGGAUUUCUUUCAUGAAUAAUGUACGUAGUAGUAGUGGUAGUAGUAGUAAGAAGUGUGUACGCAACUCGAGAUAUCGAUGAGUAAGUGAGGUGUUCCGUUCGUUCGAGUCCUGCGUGAACUUUGCAGAGAUGGACGACAGCUCGCCGGACUUGAGCUUAAAGCUCAGGAGAGGAUCUAGCGAUUCGCGCGACUCCUUUUACAUGGAUUUGGAUAAAGGUAUCGACUCCGAUAUUGAGGAAAUAGCAACUUGUUCUACCGUUGAUCACGGCGACACCACGGCUGAUAAUACUACGAUCACUCCCACUGUUUUGGCAGUUAUCAAAGAGGAAAGAGUCAGUUGGCCAACGAUUCCACCACAAAACGUGAGCGGCGAUAGCAGGAGCAGCGCUCUCGGGGGUGUCGACCCUUUGCUGCCGUCUCCGGCGUCACACAGCGCUGUUAUCGUUUCACCCGAAACACUCAGUCAUCAUUCCUCCCCUGCCAAAAUCCCUUCAGUUACAACAGCUUCCGUCUCCACAGUGAAACAGGGACCAGCACAUGUUCAAAUCUCUUCGACUCAAAGAAGUUAUCAAUCGACUCAUUUGGCACUAGCUCCAAUUGGCUAUCAUUAUGGCUACCCUCCAAAUUUUCCGGUUAUAAGAAAACAAUCCAUAGCUGAGAAGCAGAUGACAUGGAGGCAAUUGGGAGCGGACGCUUUGGCUACAACGCUUUCGGCCCUGUACGGGAAGCUGUUGGUAGUUAUGGGAACGGCGUUUCCUAUGGCGGAGGUUUUAUCCACAUACAUUCCACCCUCGUUUUACGAAGUUUACUAUCUCUACCUUUACAUCGGAAGCAUGUGCUUCAUGCUUUACUUGUAUACGAUGCUGCUCAGAGAUAAAAGGAAACGGAAGAAAGAAGAGGCCGACUUGAGUUCACAAAAAUCCAUAAAGGGUAGCAGCAUAUCAGAUAGUGGUGAAGAAUCGGAUAGAGAAUCAGAAGAAACAAGUGCAGCCUCAACAAGCUCGAAUGUUUGCAGGCCAACACGAAAAGGUUCCUUGUUAGCUCAAGUUCCUAAACAGUACCACUAUGGAAGCUUUUAUCUACGAAUAGGAGCUGUUGCUUUUGGUAUUGGCAGCAUGAUAUAUUCUGGGCUGGAGUUUGGACAAUACUUCGAACUCGAAAGAAACACAAAAUGCCAUAACGUCCUCCUUGCUCUCACUCCUGCCACACGAAUGGCAUUUAUUUUUAUACAGAUGUAUUUUAUAUUCCUAAACAACGAACAAAUGAAGAUUUACAAGCACAAGUUAGCUGCCAGAUUUGGUCUGAUGCAUAUGAUCGGUACAAAUCUAUCCGUAUGGUUGAACGUUUUAGUUCAAGAGACCAAACAUGAAAUCCUGACGUUCUACAAUCCUGAGAACAAUUCCUUAAGAAUUUCUCAUCGAUUGGCUUUCAAAAACAACAUAUUUCAAUUUCCUCACAUGUCACAGCCCGACAAUGUCACUGAUAAUAAUAAGCAUCAUAUAGUCGCCAGAGGGUUGAAAGGACCCCAUCGGAUAUACGAAUGUAGAAGAACGAACGUCCUGGGAACGUUAGUACAAGAUGCGUCUCCUUUCUUGUUCCCUUGUACCAUUGAAUACAGCUUAAUAUGUGCCGCCAUCCUGUACGUCAUGUGGAAAUCCAUUUCGAAACUUCCCAUCCCCAAUAUGAACGGGGAAAAAAAGAAGCUGGAGCACGCUUACAGGAGAAGUCCUCAUCACUAUUCCGUCGAUUGUGCAAGGGCCCAUAAAGGUUUAUUCGUUGGUAUUUUACUUCUAGUUAUGACCAUAAUUUCCCUUAUUUUGUUCUUUGUUUUAAUAUCGCGACAGGAGUUCGCAGCUGUGGCACUUAUUGAGGUCAAUAUUUGCGAGCUGACCCUUUACGGAAUGGCCUUCUUGGCCACGUUGAUAGGCAUGUGGCAGAUACGUCAACUCAAAUACGACGGCAGUCGUAAUCUUCAAUUAGACAAUAUUUUACUUGUGGGGGCGCAAACGGGGAUGUUUAUUUACAGCAUGUUUACCAUCAUCGGGGGUCAAUUUACGAUAGAGAAAAACACAAUACUCACCCUAAUAACGGCUUUGGCGUCCGUUCUCCAAACAACCUGCCAAACUAUUUUUAUUCUCGACGCUUCGAGACGAUCUUGCGUGACGCCAGAUCAAAUUCGGAAGAAACCGGGGAGGGAAAUUGUCACAUUCUUAUUGGUGACGAAUUUGGCGAUGUGGGCCCUAAACACGUUAGAAAAGUCUAGGGCAGAUUCCCAUCCGAUUCAAUUACAUUUCUACGGCCUUUGGGCAUGGACGAUUAUUACACACGUUUCCAUGCCGUUGGCAAUUUUCUAUCGAUUCCAUUCCACUGUAUGCCUUUGCGAAAUUUGGAAGAGGGCGUACAAAAUUAAACCGACGUACAUGUAGGGGUUAGCAAUCGAAUGUGGCAUUAGUUGCCACAUGUGAUAAUUACCAAAGAUCGGCGAUUGUAGUGUUGCCCAAACGCAAGAACAAGACGAGACUUAGCCAGUCUUGGUCUUGGUCUUGCGCCAAUAC